AUGAUAAAUAUUGAGGUGAUAGCCCCUACAAUGGAAAUUCAAACACCAUCUGACACAGUAGUACACACAGAGUUGAAAAUCCUGGCAGAACCCAAUGUGGCGAUGCUAGUGUCCAGUCGUUUAUGCGGACCAGCAGGAUACGACCAGCAGGAUACGGACACGGUGGUAAUAACCGCGAACACGGUCAAACCUAUAGACGCCGUUCACUUUGGUGCCGUAUUAAAAAAAAAAAAAUUGGGUGUGUGA
Molecule: messenger RNA, 246 nt
Organism: Macrosiphum euphorbiae (potato aphid)
Lineage: Eukaryota; Metazoa; Arthropoda; Insecta; Hemiptera; Aphididae
Source: the annotation of a GenBank genome assembly